AUGUUUCGCUUAGCGAAUUUCUGGGCCCCAGUUUUGCUGGGGCUAUGGACUGCUUCAGCGACUCAGACCUCCGUGUCCGUAGCGCUGCAGAAGCGAGUUGCGACGGUGAGGAAACAUUCGGAGGCUAGCAAGACCGGUGUUCAGCACAAGAUGGCGUAUUUCGGUACCAUACAGGUUGGCAAUCCUCCACAGGAGUUUUCAGUGGUUUUCGAUACUGGGAGCGGAAAUCUCAUAGUUCCUGGAAGUGACUGCACCAGCGAUGCCUGCACCAGCCAUCGGCGUUUCGAUCAUAGGAAGAGUGAUCGUAUCAAUGCCAUCAAUUGUGAUGGCAGCAACGUCUCCCAUGGCAUGCUGCCGGAUGAAAUUACAAUUACCUUUGGCACUGGCAAGAUUACGGGUCAGUGCUUCACAGACUCCAUUUGCGUCGGGGCUGCUUGCUCCAAAGGCAACUUCAUCUCGUCCCUCGAUGAGAGCUAUACACCUUUUGCCACCUUCUCCUUCGAUGGGGUGCUCGGCCUGGCACUGGACUCCAUGGCGCAGUCCAACGAAUUCAGCGUCAUGAGCCGCCUUCAUGGUGCUGGCGUGCUGAAGCAGCCGCUGUUCUCGGUUUUUCUUUCUGAUUCGGACGAGGAGAAGUCCGAGAUCACCUUUGGUGCUAUCAAGGAGGAGCACAUGGCAUCGGAACUCUACUGGGUCAAUGUUGUUGGAGAUGCGGGUUACUGGCAGGUGGAAAUUCAGGACAUCUACCUUGGAGAGCAUCCGCAGAAGCUUUGCCAGGGUUGCCGGGUGGCUGUGGACACCGGCACCUCAGAGCUUGCAGGUCCCUCAGACAUCAUUGCAAAGCUGGAGCAGCUUUUGGGUUCUGGACACGACUGCUCAAACAUCGAUUCGCUGCCGAAGUUGGGCUUCGCUGUCCGUGGGCCCAACGGGAAGCCCAAGAUUUUGAGCCUCUCGCCAAAGGACUACACUUCCGAGGGCUCUUUUGGGGGCUGCAACCUCUCUCUGAUGAACCUGGACGUUCCCCCGCCCAAGGGCCCGCUCUUCGUGUUUGGGAUUCCAUUUCUACAGAAGUACUUCACCGUGUACGACCACGAGCAGAGUCGCGUACGGUUCUGA
Symbiodinium pilosum is the source of this 1116-nucleotide messenger RNA. Lineage: Eukaryota; Dinophyceae; Suessiales; Symbiodiniaceae. The record is from the annotation of a GenBank genome assembly.